CCUAAUUUUAUUGAUAAGAAGUAAAUCCGGCUCCUUUAAAUCUGUUUUUCUAGUUGCACUACAAUGGGAAAUUGGUGUGCUUUUGACAGUUCUGUGCUUCAGAGAAUUUGCAUCAGAAGUCCAAUCACAUAAUAUCAAUAGUCUGUUUCAUUUUAAAGGGCUGUUUUGUGUUAUCCGUCUUCUAUCAACAGCGAUGAGUGUAGAGGUCCAUCCACUUACAAGCAACCCUACAGCUGCCUGGAAGGACAUUAGCAGGACUCAAAAAGUCAUCAAGUUAAAUGUCUCGGUACCGAAAGCACCAGUAGCUCAAGACAAGGUACGCUUUGUUUGUAUGAGUGACACACACUCAUUGACUUCACACUUGAAAUUUGAUAUCCCGGCUGGAGAUGUGUUUAUUCAUGCUGGAGAUUUCACUCGAUGUGGUGGCAUUGAUGAGGUCAUCGAAUUCAACAAUUGGAUCA
Messenger RNA from Bemisia tabaci, 461 nucleotides. The record is from RefSeq and is a predicted model, not a curated record. NCBI's taxonomy places the organism in Eukaryota, Metazoa, Arthropoda, Insecta, Hemiptera, Aleyrodidae.